Cygnus olor (mute swan) is the source of this 5037-nucleotide messenger RNA. It is a transcript of the gene MYL10, whose product is annotated as myosin light chain 10. Gene Ontology annotation, molecular function: calcium ion binding. Gene Ontology annotation, cellular component: mitochondrion; cytoplasm. NCBI's taxonomy places the organism in Eukaryota, Metazoa, Chordata, Aves, Anseriformes, Anatidae. The transcript has 8 exons. The record is from RefSeq and is a predicted model, not a curated record. Bases 4374 to 4817 code for a protein of 147 amino acids.
ACUUUUCCUAGGGCAGCUCUAGGAGUGUGCUUUAUGGGUUGUAUGGGGCUCUGGCCCAUAGACAGUUCUUACAUAGGGACCACUAUUCCCCUAAAUGCCAACAUCCCCCAGAUCGUGGCUAGAGCUGCAUGUUGGGUCUUGGGAGGUCGUGGGCUCCUUACCCAGGAGAGGACAGUGAAUUGCUGCAUUUUGUACAAGCUGAGUGCAGUUCUUGGGCUUUGGACAAAGCCAGCACAGGUGUUAGGGUGUUCAUCUGUUGCAGCUGAUGAGCUCUUCCAGAUACCUGGACAUCUUCUGCCAGGAGGAGAGAUGGGGUGCUGAAGGACACAAGCUGUAGCAUUUAGAAGUACAGAUCUCUUGUCAUCUCAUUGCUAGCAGCUCAGCAUAAAUCCAGCCUAUUCAAGAGAGCAGCAAAGCCCACCCCAGACUGUCCAGAAAACAAAAUCAGAAUGCAGUACUUUCUCUGCGUAAAUAGCUAGCAAUUCCUGAGGAAAUGGGUCCCAGAUUUCCCUGUGAAUUGGGGCCUUAAGUUCUGACAUAGGGAGCUAUUCAUGGAGGAAAUUCUAAUUGAGUCAGGUUGUGCUUUUUCCACAAAUUGUUUACCAUCUGUCUGGGUCUUUACUGGAUUCCUAAAGGGACCUGUGUUGCACCCAGGUGCUGUGGUGGUUAGACAGAUUUAGGUGAGCACUCCUUGCAUGCAGAAGUCAAAUAGUAAAGAAAAAAAACAUGUCCGUGGUCCAUAAGAGGGACAGAUCAUAUGGUCACCAUCUGGGGCUCGGGGAUGGCUCUGUGCACUGAAAUAGCAAUUGCUGUGCCUUGCUGUGUUUCCACAACAGAAACCAAAGAUGGUGACAUGGAGGAAAUUAAUGCCAACUGCCCACUCAUUUCCUGAUUAUUUGUUAUACAUGCUCCAGUGGCUUUAAAACGAGAGACUGCAACAUACAGAAUCCAAAGUCUCAUCUCUGACAGGUAUGGAUUGAAGUGUGUGGAAUUAUGCUGGUGUAAUCCAGGUUAAAAGGAAGAAACAGGCCCUGUACUCUAUGCUGAAAUUCUCUCAUGAAACCUUUCCCAGAACUAUCAAAGAAUAUUAAAGUUCUUUGGGAGCAGGGACUGUCUCAUACCGUGUGUGAACAGUGUCCAACACAAUGGGGCUUGCUCUUGGCAGAGACCUCUAGGAGCAAGAGCAAUACAUGUAAUAACAUCUAACUACACCUUCAAGACAUAGUGUAGGGAAGUACAUUGUGUUAACUCAGUUGAGUGCCUGCCUAACCUGUGAUUUAGAGGUGCCCCUCCCUCAGCGUUCAAAGGAGGAAAUGAAAUCUUCCCCAGGGAAGAAGUAUUCUGACCUUUCAGCGGCAGGGUCUGCGUGUAUCAGCUCCAGAGGAGGAGCAGGAACUGGGACGCUUAGGAUCAGUUCCCCACUUUGGCUACCUGGCCUUUGGCAAGUCACUUAAUUACUCUGUUCUACAAUUGCUCAAUUGUCAUAAUUCUUCUUUUCUUUCCCAUAGCAGGGUGGGGAUGGACGGAAGGGAAGCAAAUUCUUCCUAUAUUUAUGAUUACAGAGUGCUUUGAGGUGCUCUGGUGAAAGGGCAAAGGGACAGUAAUAGAUCACAUUCAGCUCUGCUAGCUCGUUCCUAAGAGCAUUUAUUUAGAGACUGAGGCUUGCUCACUGGCCUUAGUGGUAACUCCUUCAGGAAACAAUUGCUUAAGGUAAUAUUUUCCAAAGCAUCCAAGUAAGUCUCCCAAAUCCCUUUGAAAGUAAAAGAGUCUCAGACAUUACAUUUCAAAAAUACUCCUGAGCACCCACAACAUUUGAAAACAUGUGCACUAGUAUUUCCCAUGUGAAGAAUCCGAAAUUACAGAGCCAGCGACUGACCCAAGGAACUUACCGCACAUAUCAGUAAAAUGCAGAAAAUGCACGUCCCAUAACUGAUGUGUCACUAAGCAGAAAAUAUUUCCCUUUAUUGUAAAGAUCAUAUCAAAACCCUCAGCAGACUUGCCUGAUUCACUGCCCAUGAAAUCUUGGUCUUUUCCUUUGAUCUUUCUUCAGAUACUACUUCAUGUAAAAUAAGGCAGACUCCCUUGGCUUGCCUCCAGUGGGGAGAGACUAAGAGGGUUUCUGUGCUUCUUGAGGCUAAUUAGCCACUUGCAGGACCCCAGAGAGGUGUAAUGCACUGUUUUUCUUCCCUCCAUCCAUUCCCAUAAAAGCCUGGAUCCUGGUCUUUCCUCCGACACUGUGAGUGGUAGGACUGACAGAAUUUCUAAUCUCCAAAUUAAAAUAAACUUCCAGCAAGGUCCGGUUCUAGUAAAGGAGCUGUACUAUUGAGCUAGAUAAGCGGUGGCUGAGGAGGUUUGUAGAUGCUUAGGUGUUAUCUGGUAUAGAGGUACAAAGGGUUAACUUCUUUCUUCCUCUCUUAAUUGCAGUCACUCCACAGGCUGCACGUGGACGUCUCAGGAAUGGAAGAGGGAAAAGCGCGGAAACUGUCUGUGGGAAAAGUUGCAUUCCAUACCCUGAACCUCCACGAUGCAAAGUUUUUUCUGUCUCCCUCCGAGUUAUUUUGCUGUCUUGCUGUAUAUCUAACUCCCAAGGAAAAGACCUUGCUGACUCAGCCUGAAUCCUUUUAUGUUGAGUCACCCUCUUCUGCUUCCAAAUUAAAAGGCCAAUAAUUGCCUGUGUACAAAGAUUUAGACAAUUGCUGCCUUAUACCCUCAGCGUAAGCCACAUGUGGAAUUCCUCCUCUUGUACGUGAAAAGAUGAGCUUAAGUGAGAUGGUAGUUGGAGACUAAGCUGUUGGAUAAGCUGCUCUGCCCUCCCCAAGUGGAACCAGGGCUCUAGAUAUCCGGGUCUGCCAGAGCAAGAUAAAUCUCGCUGGGGUGCUGCAUUCUGAAACAAAGACCACUCAUGCCAGAUCUCAGCUGCAGUUAACAGCAGGAAUGCAUCUAACAUCAGGCACAGGACAACCCGGUCCUCUCCUCUGUGAGCUCUCUGUGUCUCACAUCCUCUCCAACGGGUGCUUACCCCAUUUGCCAUUCUCAGCUCCAAGUGCCAGGGCUGCCCCCGCGCUGUGUUGUAGCCCCAAACAAAUCUGCUCCCACUAGCAGCAUCUGUGUCCCCCAGACAUGGAUGACUGAACAGUGCUUCCCCUUCCCAGGGCUCUGCCUGCCCUUCCCGUGGUCUCAAGCCUUCUGCUGUGAUCGCUUCUCGCUGCCAAAGCUUGGUUCCCAUUGCUUUUACUCUUGUCAGCCAAGAUUUAUUAUUCUCAAGGGACAUUAAUGCAGAACAUGAACCCCUUCUUCAUACAACCCCUUGACGUCUUUUUGCUGCUACCUUGCACUGGGGCAGGUGAUGCUGCCCUCUACAAUAUGAGGUGGGAGGAAGGAGAUGCUUAAGACAGUGAGCAAAGAAGAGUUACCUUCAGAAAGUCAGGGUGCAGCAAGCACCAGCUGUUCCCAAAGAGACUGGGGGCUGGAGGGGAUAAUGGGGCUGGCUGGGCAGGGGCCUCGCCAGCCAGGGGCCCUCUCCCACAGCCCCAGGUGAGGCAAGCAGGGCAGGCCUGGGAGCAGCAGCAGGCUUCAACAAGGAGCCCAGAUCAUCAGGGAUGUUUGUGGUGACAAGACAGCUCCAAGCCCAAGAGAGAAAGUCAAUCCACAGGUCAGGAUCAGGAACGGUAAGGGCAACCAGGGUCAGGCACCAUCCAACAAUCAGGCAGGUCUGUAGUGAGGAGGUAGACCUGAAGUCAAGCAAGGAAAUCAGUCUGUGGGUCGAGACUAACAAGAUUCAUGGCCAGGCACAGGCAUGGCAUGGGUGGGCUGAAGGCAGGUACUGCUAACAGCAGAGCUCAUGUGGGGACUGAAGAGCCAGGGCUGAGCUAACAUGGGGCUCCUGGGCCAUGGGCAGAGGACAGAGGUUCCAGGUGAGACUGGUUACAGCAUUAAGUCCGGUUAGUGCUCUCAGGAACCUUACAGCCAUAUGCUGUUCCUGUCUCUGCUUCUGAUUUCUUGGUGGUCUUGAACAAAUCCUCCCUGUGUUUUCCCAUCUUACCUGAGUUUCAACUGGAAGAAACACCAGUACUAUCUUCUUCUCUGAAGCUUCAAAUCAGUAGAAGGGAGCAGCGAACACAGCGUUAUUUUUCAGUAUACUUGAUAAAGAGGAUAAUAACCGUACCAGCUUCACCAACCCAUGGAGAGAACAGCUGAAGAGAGCAUGUGAAAUUGCUAUGAUGAAUAGCAGAAGAGGGGAAGGUUUCUUGCAGUGAGAGAGAUCUGAGCAGCACUUCAGGCCAGGAGACAAACUGAGAAAAACCUUUUUUGGAUGUAGCUAGGCUCCAAAAAAGGCAAAGAAGAAGAUAGAAGGUGGUUCCAAUGUAUUCUCUAUGUUUGAACAAACCCAGAUCCAGGAGUUCAAAGAGGCUUUUACCAUCAUGGAUCAGAACAGGGACGGCUUUAUUGACAAAGCAGACUUGAGAGACACAUUUGCUGCCCUAGGUCGUCUGAAUGUCAAGAAUGAAGAGCUAGAAGACAUGGUAAAGGAGGCGCCAGGUCCUAUUAACUUCACUGUCUUUCUUACUAUGUUUGGGGAAAAGCUGAAAGGCACGGACCCAGAAGAAACCAUUCUGAAUGCUUUUAAGAUUUUCGACCCAGAAGGAAAAGGCCACAUAAAGGCAGACUACAUCAAAGAAAUGCUUAUGACACAGGCAGACCGGUUCAGUCAAGAAGAGAUCAACCAGAUGUUUGCUGCUUUCCCUCCAGAUGUCUCUGGUAAUCUUGACUAUAAGAACCUCUGUUAUGUUAUCACCCAUGGUGAGGAGAAAGACUAAAAUGAAAGCUGAGCUCCUGCGAUGAUGCACCAAGUUAUUUCAUUAUACUUUUCUGUGCAAGACUAAGGGCUAAACAUUCAGUAUGUGAAGUCAUGUGGUCAUCAGAAGAGAACCAAUAAAACAAUUGAAAUUAGAUUAAAGUUAUUUAAUGCUCCUGUUUUUAUAAAAGACGAAAAUACCAAUUUUGUGAGUUUUUUCCCAUCCCUUUUUUUUUUUUGUG